Messenger RNA from Corylus avellana, 1702 nucleotides. Its product is annotated as actin protein 2/3 complex subunit-like protein. Lineage: Eukaryota; Viridiplantae; Streptophyta; Magnoliopsida; Fagales; Betulaceae. The record is from RefSeq and is a predicted model, not a curated record.
CUUUGGCGCUACUCUCACUAUAAAAUGUGGAAAAAGAGAGAAUAGGGAUUUUGUUGUGAGAGACAGAGAGAGGUGGCGAAUAUGGAUGGUGCUCUAGAUUUUGAGUACGAAGACGCGCUUCUCAGCUCCCCCGUUGUUACCAAGAAAAGGAAGAAGGUUAUUGGGUUGGAUGAUCUUUUGAGUGACUUCUACAAAGAGAAAAGCAAACUUGUCGAGAAGGAGUCUAAACAAGCGAAGGCCCAGAAAAACUACAACUCAGACGAGGAUGUCAAUACCAAAGAAGCUUCUCUUACUGAAGUGAUUGAUCAAUGCCAAAAUCAGAUGAAAGAAAUAAGCGGCGACGAAGAUAUGUCCAUGUGGGGCAUGCGGGUUUUUGGAAAUCAGAAAGUUCCACCGCCUCUGGAUUUUCCUGAGCUUGGAAGUUGUGCACUUUUGCAGUCUUUCAUGCAGAAUGAGCUCAAUUCCCUGUUGGAACUCACUUCAGAAAGAGGAGACACUUUCCUUGAAGGAUUGUUAGCAAAUGGCUGGCUUUUAAAACUGGCUUUUACAUGUGGUCAUGUAGAAAAAUCAAUAGCCAUGUGGGCCUUUAAUUUAAUGUUAUAUUCAUCAAAAGAAGAAUUGAGGACAUCUGCAGGUGACUUCUGGUGUACUAUUCUGUCAUCAGAAGAUGAGCUUGUCCAAAUUGAUUGGUUGCCCAGCUAUUCUGAAUUAAAAGGAGCUCUUGAAAUCUAUGGAUUUCAAUUUAAUUUUUCAUCCAAAAGAGAACCUUUGCUUCCUGGUUCUAAUUGUGGAGGGCCACCCCAAAAUAUUAGAGCUUGGAUCAGAUUUAUAGCUGCUUCUUGUCAUGUAAGGGACAAACAGUCUAUCUUUUCAACCUCAGAAGCUGAAGAGUUGGUUGAAGUCAUUGUUUGUCUGUUCUUAGAUCACCAGCUUCAUGGUCUGGUGUUGCUUUUGUACGAAUGUCUGCAAUCACUUAUCAGUUACUUCACGGACAAAGAAUGGAAGACCAGCUGUAAUGAGAUUGGAAAAUCACUUGCUUGCAGAGUUCCUAGGGACUUGAACUGCUUGCGGGCUGUGGAAUGUAUUUCAGGAAUCACUACUCGUAGUAAGCAACUUAAAAGUGCAGUUGCCUAUCAAUUUCUUCUUGUUUGUUUUCAUGAUAAGGCUACUGAUGAAGAAGGGAUCCUGCAACUGCUUAUCUCAAUUAAUGUGAAAGAUAAAAGUUGCGAUCUUUUCAAGAUGUACAUUUACUUGGUUUUGGCAGAGAAUUGGCUCUUGGUUAGUCAAAUGCUUGAAAAUAAGCCAGUAAUUAAUGAAAUGUGGUGUCUUUAUCUUCGAAACUGUUCUUGCCAAAUUGCAAGCACAGACUUAAGGUCUUUUGCAUCAAAGGUUCGUAAUAAGGCUUCAUAUCUUCUACAAGGCACUGUCAACAAAUAAUGUCAAAGAGAAAUUUAGAUGGGUGAAUAUUUUGAAUCCACAAAAAUGAAAGCUUGUGAUAGAUCUCAAUGGAAUCUCUUUUGGGUAGCAUGAGUUGCCCAGAUUCUAGUGCAGAUGGUUUUGAAGAAUGUUGAAGUUUGCCUAAUCAUGUUGUUCCAACUUGGGAGGGGAUUGUAGCUAUCCGUAUAUAAAAAUGGAACCUAGUUUCUGGAUGUAUAUAACGUUUUCACACUCACCUAUUUAUUACACAUGCUUUCUUCCUCUU